Messenger RNA from Orcinus orca (killer whale), 6786 nucleotides. RefSeq names its product glutamate ionotropic receptor delta type subunit 2 (gene GRID2). Gene Ontology annotation, cellular component: postsynaptic membrane; plasma membrane. The record is from RefSeq and is a predicted model, not a curated record. Lineage: Eukaryota; Metazoa; Chordata; Mammalia; Artiodactyla; Delphinidae. Gene Ontology annotation, biological process: synaptic transmission, glutamatergic; monoatomic ion transport; modulation of chemical synaptic transmission. The coding region runs from base 425 to 3046 and encodes 873 amino acids. Gene Ontology annotation, molecular function: transmitter-gated monoatomic ion channel activity involved in regulation of postsynaptic membrane potential; glutamate-gated receptor activity. The transcript has 17 exons.
GUGAGCGGGGAGGAGGGGGUUGGUAUGUUGGAAGUUGCGGCGGAGCUGGGACCGGAGACCCACGGCCCCGGCGCACGGAUGGGGAUGGUCUGAGCUCCAGCCUCUCCCCCUGCCCGGGAGCAGCGAGGCUGGAUACAUUUUAAAAAAGCCAAACUGCAAACAACUCUGGCGAUGCCAAAAUUCCCCUCCAAGUGACACGGCUUUGCUAAGGAGGUUUCCUCAGGCUGGGCUCUUUCUCUUAUUCGCUCUGCCUUCCUCAGCGACGAUUAUAAAAGCUUUGGUCUGGUAACAGGAAUUGAGGGGGACAAAAAGAAAAAAGAAAAGAAAAAGCUGUGCUAAACUAUCGUGACCUCAAACUCUUUGGACUUUUUUUUUUUAAUAUUGAAAGAAAAUCCAUCCUCAAAGACAAUCAGCAUAGGCGGAGAUGGAAGUUUUACCCUUGCUCUUGGUUUUGUCCUUCUGGUGGUCUCGAACCUUGGAUUCGGCGAGUGCGGAUUCUAUCAUUCACAUCGGAGCAAUUUUUGAUGAAUCUGCCAAAAAGGAUGAUGAGGUGUUUCGCACAGCAGUUGGCGACCUCAACCAGAAUGAGGAGAUCUUACAGACUGAGAAAAUCACAUUUUCGGUGACAUUUGUUGAUGGCAACAACCCUUUUCAAGCAGUUCAAGAAGCCUGUGAACUCAUGAAUCAAGGCAUCUUGGCCCUGGUCAGCUCCAUUGGCUGCACAUCAGCUGGGUCCCUCCAGUCUCUGGCAGAUGCCAUGCACAUCCCCCACCUCUUCAUUCAGCGCUCAACAGCUGGGACCCCAAGGAGUGGCUGUGGAGUCACCCGGAGCAACAGGAAUGAUGACUACACUCUCUCUGUUAGGCCACCUGUCUACUUAAAUGACGUUAUCCUGAGAGUGGUCACAGAAUAUGCCUGGCAGAAGCUAAUUAUAUUCUAUGAUAGUGAAUAUGAUAUCCGUGGAAUACAGGAGUUUUUGGACAAAGUGUCUCAGCAGGGGAUGGAUGUUGCACUUCAGAAGGUAGAAAACAACAUCAAUAAAAUGAUCACCACUCUCUUUGAUACCAUGAGAAUAGAGGAAUUGAAUCGCUAUCGAGACACUCUUAGGCGAGCCAUCCUUGUUAUGAAUCCUGCCACAGCCAAAGCCUUCAUUACUGAGGUUGUGGAGACGAAUUUGGUUGCUUUUGACUGUCACUGGAUCAUUAUAAAUGAGGAAAUAAAUGAUGUGGAUGUACAGGAACUUGUAAGAAGGUCAAUUGGAAGGUUAACCAUCAUUCGUCAGACAUUUCCAGUCCCCCAGAAUAUAAGUCAGCGAUGUUUCCGUGGCAACCAUCGAAUAUCUUCAACGUUGUGUGAUCCAAAGGAUCCAUUUGCUCAGAAUAUGGAGAUUUCAAACCUUUACAUAUAUGACACGGUGCUUCUGCUUGCUAAUGCUUUUCAUAAGAAGCUGGAGGACCGAAAGUGGCACAGUAUGGCUAGUUUGUCAUGUAUCAGAAAGAACUCCAAGCCCUGGCAGGGAGGGCGUUCCAUGCUGGAGACCAUCAAGAAGGGUGGAGUUAGUGGGUUGACUGGAGAGCUAGAAUUUGGAGAAAAUGGAGGCAAUCCCAAUGUCCACUUUGAAAUUCUUGGAACCAACUAUGGAGAAGAGCUUGGCCGAGGUGUUCGCAAACUUGGGUGCUGGACUCCUGUCACAGGGCUGAAUGGGUCCCUGACUGACAAGAAACUGGAGAAUAACAUGCGUGGAGUGGUCCUACGUGUGGUGACUGUUCUGGAAGAACCUUUUGUAAUGGUCUCUGAAAAUGUCCUGGGUAAGCCAAAGAAAUACCAAGGCUUCUCCAUUGAUGUUUUGGAUGCCUUAUCUAACUACCUGGGUUUUAACUAUGAAAUUUAUGUUGCACCGGAUCACAAGUAUGGAAGCCCACAAGAAGAUGGGACAUGGAAUGGCUUGGUGGGAGAACUAGUGUUUAAGAGGGCCGACAUAGGGAUUUCUGCUUUGACUAUCACCCCAGACCGUGAGAAUGUGGUGGACUUUACAACACGUUACAUGGACUACUCAGUGGGAGUCCUACUUCGAAGGGCUGAAAAGACAGUGGAUAUGUUUGCCUGUCUUGCACCAUUUGAUCUCUCACUAUGGGCUUGCAUUGCUGGCACAGUUCUUCUGGUCGGUCUACUGGUCUACCUCUUGAAUUGGCUUAAUCCCCCAAGAUUACAAAUGGGAUCGAUGACUUCUACCACUCUCUACAACUCCAUGUGGUUUGUGUAUGGAUCCUUUGUACAGCAAGGUGGGGAAGUCCCAUACACAACUCUGGCUACCCGAAUGAUGAUGGGGGCUUGGUGGCUAUUUGCUUUGAUUGUCAUCUCAUCUUACACAGCAAACCUUGCUGCUUUCCUCACUAUCACCCGCAUUGAAAGCUCCAUCCAGUCUCUCCAGGACCUUUCCAAGCAAACAGAUAUCCCUUAUGGCACAGUCCUGGACUCUGCGGUAUAUGAACAUGUUCGCAUGAAGGGAAUGAAUCCUUUUGAGAGGGACAGCAUGUAUUCCCAAAUGUGGCGGAUGAUCAACCGAAGCAAUGGAUCAGAGAAUAACGUUCUGGAGUCCCAAGCAGGCAUUCAAAAGGUAAAAUAUGGAAAUUAUGCUUUUGUAUGGGAUGCAGCUGUAUUGGAAUACGUGGCUAUCAAUGACCCAGACUGCUCCUUUUACACCAUUGGGAAUACUGUUGCUGAUCGAGGAUAUGGAAUUGCAUUGCAGCAUGGCAGUCCUUACCGGGAUGUUUUUUCACAAAGGAUCCUGGAGCUUCAGCAGAGUGGUGACAUGGACAUCCUGAAGCACAAAUGGUGGCCCAAGAACGGCCAGUGUGACCUGUACUCCUCAGUGGACACGAAGCAGAAAGGAGGUGCCCUGGACAUAAAGAGCUUUGCAGGGGUUUUUUGCAUCCUGGCUGCGGGGAUCGUCCUCUCCUGCUUUAUAGCCAUGCUGGAGACGUGGUGGAACAAGAGGAAAGGCUCCAGGGUCCCAUCAAAAGAGUUCCAAGUUCUAAUUCAGUGACAUAGUCCUGAAAGAUUUGCCACAUAAAGUAUAAUAUGCUUCAUCCCUGCAGAAUGAAACUACAACAUCUGAAAGAAGGAAUGCUUGGCCAUUGAGGCCAUGUUUGCAACUUGGCACCAGUACCUGGAGAAGCCAGGCAUCCAGUCGUGGCCUGCACCAAUCAUCACACCUGGGAGGACCUCUGGAUGACCCAUAACCUCUAGCAGCUCCAGGGCUGCUGAUCUCUUUCCCACCUAUCGAUCUCGGGACCCACUUGAUCCUGAGUGCCCAGAACUGGUGAGCUGAUGUAUUAUACCCUAAGUUAAAAAUUCUUGCUUAAGUAAGUUGAACUCGCCAGGUUGUGACACCCACAGAUUUUUUUCUGUAAUCCACUCAUAGAAAAGCAACAACGUGACUACUACUUUCAGCCACAGGUCGUGGGUCUUAGAGCAGCCGGCCCCUUCUUCUUGGAGGGAUGCUUCUAUGCAGUGGGCUCCUUGCCUAUGUGUCAUGGUCAGGAGCAUUCACACGGAGGUCCAGCUGGACCACAGAAGCUUUGUCCUCCAGCUUCUACCUGUUCAAGGUUCAACACAGUCUCAACUGUGGGUCUUGGGACUUCUGAUGGCCAAGUGUCAAGAAGACAGACGUGGAGGACCGAGGAGAAUGUGCCUUGGCAGAAUUGAACCAGAAAAAGACUGAGGCCUCUCCCAACUUUUAUUGAACCACUGGUGACUGUGAUUAAUCAUCUUCAGAGAAUUUUAUCACAGAGCUCUCUCCAUAUUACUGAAACCAUGUUAUCUUCAUAUUUACCAAAAGGAACCACAUUUCUCCAUGACAAGACACAUUGCCUUCACCCCCAGUGGCCAUCAAAAACCUACAUUCUGCAUGGAUCCCUGACUAAUGUAGAGCUACCAGUUUGAAUCCACAUCUAUUAAAUUUGUCAUUGUAGACGAAGAUCACUUGGAUCAUGAAAUUACACCUUGGAAUAGCAGUGCCUGUGUAUACUACCCACCAUCAAAAUAACUGAGUUUUCCCUGUUCCCAGUUCCACAUUCAUCUCUUAUACCUCUUCCAGGCAAAUCAAUCUCUUAAAAUGUAAAGUACGGAAGCAUCCCAUGAAACAUCUCAAUCCUCGGUGAAUUCAAAGAAUUUUUAUUGAGGAUCUAUUAUGUGCCCAGAACUGUAUUAAAUGCUGAUUAUACAGUGAUGAAUAUGUUACAGUGCUUGCCCCUAAGAAGUUUACAUUCUAAUGGGGAAGUCAAACAACUAAACAGAAUGAUGAGUGCUACAGCAGUGGGAUGAUGGCCACGAGAAUCCCCUCAUCUCUGAUCUUUGACCACCCAGGAAGCUCCUAGCUGUCCAGGUUACUCAGAUGAUCUCCUAAUAUGCCAAAGCAACCCACAAGAUUCAAGCCCAUAAGCAGCAGUCCCUGGGGGAACCCCUGCUAGUGGUGAUUGUAUAGAUUCUGGUUACUAAUGUAUGCUUUCUAAACCACCUGACUUUUAAACAAGUUAGGUGCUCACUUACUAAGCGCCUUCCCCAUUAUGUCAUCAAACUGGUAGCCCUCAGGUUGUAGCUGCUCGCAGGUGGAAUCAAGCUGUGAAUUUGGAAGAUGUGGCUUCGAGUUUGGGUCCUGGCACUUAUCAUGACUGUGGGCAAAUCACUUAAGCUCUCUAGUCUUUGGUGUCUUUCUUUGCAAAAUAAAAUUGAAAGUGUUACACACUAUACCUACCUCACAGGGUUGUUGUGAGACUCCAGUGAAAAUGUAUUUGAAAGCAUUUUGUAACUUUGUUAUUUCUAAUCACCCCAUUUUCCAUGGGCUCUUCCUCUUUCCUUCCAAAUACAGUAUUAUAAUUUACCAGAAGGAGGUACUCUUGCCACCUUCAUGCAAGUGAAUGGUACAAAGAAGAUGAAGUACGUGCCCUCCUAGAUAUCUGGCUUCAGUAUAAGAAUUCUGAUGCCUCACAAGACGACAAGGAUAUAAUCCAGAGGACCAAAGCCAGGACCCUAUUGCCAUAUAGACAUUCCACCAUUAACACACCACUAGACCUGGACACCAGUCAGCCUUCUUGAUGGAAGGCUUUCCCCAGGGUGAUAGUAGAGAACCCCCUCUUGGCCCCAGAGAACUAGCCAGACAGCAAUGAUUCAGGGAGUCACCUGGGUUUUGGCUACCAAAGGAAUCACCAGCCCCUCCAGUGGAGAGCAUGCCUCCUAAGAUAGAGUGAGAAGAGAUUUGGUUAUGAGGAGACACUGACCCAGAUAAGCAAAACACAAGCCACCCCUGACUGCGUGAUUUAUUAUAGCUGGGCUGGCAAGAAAAAAUUCUAGACAUUCAUUUACAGCCAAGAUUUGGUAACACAUUCCUUCUUCAAGCACACUUUAUCCCUCGGGCCAACCUGGCUCUUAUCUCUCUGAUUUUGACUUGUCUACUCCUUGUCUGUCUAACAGACCUGUGAUAAGCUGUGUUCCUGGCUAACAAGUCUCAUAUCACACACACACACACACACACACACACACACACACACAUACACACACACACACACACACACACACACACACAGAAGGAGGUAUGUUUUCUAUCCUACACACAUGGCCAAGCCUUAGCUUAGCCUUCCAGUUCUGGUGAUUCAAAAUGGAUUUUGGAUUGGCUGAUCUAAUUUGAGUCCAGUCUCACUGGAACAGUCUAUCCCAGGUUGAAAUACUGACUCUAUUUUGGUCCUGAGUAGAAGUUUAAAUGGAGUACCUAUGGAGCCAUUGAUACUCAACGAUCCUCUAAGGAAAAAAAAUGAUUUUGUCUUUCUACAUAGCUUCUAUACCAGCUUCUCCAAAACUAAGAACAUAUUAGCAUGUAACUCCAGGAAUAGCAUAAAGUUUCUACAAAAGAUCUCUUGAGUGAAGAGAAUGCUGAUUAUAUACCAAAAGAUCAGAUAGGAUUGGCAUCCCAGAAGCUCUAAAGUAAGAUCUUAAGCCUGAAAUAGAAAAUUUCAACUAUAACCCACUCCUCAGGCUCCCAGGGCAAGGAGAGAGGAUUUUAGGAAAAAUAUUGAUUGUGUCAGUUUCCAAACUAUUUUUAAAUGGGACGGAAAAUAAUUCACAGUCUCCUCCUAGCUAUUUGUCAGAAUAGCUCAAUCUAAUGUACCAAAUCAGUGAACUGAGAAAUUCACAAAUCUUUUCUUAAGGCUGUAACAUUAAAAUUUCAUUUUAAGACUUUAAAAAAAAUCGAAAACAAUUAAAACAGUGUUUUAUAGUUUACAGUCCCCACUUGCCGUGGGAAGGGAGCCAGAGAGACUCAGAGUACCAGCCACCCAAGGUCAGAGGCACUGAGCCAAUGGACCCUGCAAAGAGCAGGCCCAUGCCAGGAAGAAAAGCUGUUGCUGAAAUGACAGCCCAAGCUUAUGAAAUAAGAUGAACUUCAGCUCAUGGUAACUGAGAAGGAAGAACAAAUCGGGAAAGAGAUUAAGACGUCGGAAUAGGUAUCAGGACAAAUACGACUGGUUAGGAAAUGGAGUCACCUACAGACACAUGAUGUUUGUCUUACAGUAGCCUUUCUUAUGAAUCACAAUGUUACAUCCUAGUUUCCUUUUCAGAAGUAAAGUCCUCAGUAUCACUGAUGUCACUCACAUAGCCAGCCCCAGAUAGAAAACCCUUCCUCACCCACAGACAUACCUUUUAUGAUCUUGGUUGACAUAAUUUUCUUUUUCAGAGAUUUUUAAUUUUUUCAUAAAUCUUUGAUGAAUUAUUUUAUCAAUAAAAAUUUGUCAA